UAAAAUAUUAUUUUUUUCAUAAAAGUAACCUUACAUGGUAAUUUUCCCGGCGACUAUUUUUUAUCAAUAGGAAAAAAUAUAAAAAGCACGUUUUUUUUUUGUUAAUAAUUUAGUAGUUUCAAGGGUCUUGUUACGAACAUGGCAAAUCUUUCUCGCUUUACCGUUCAUCUACUUCUUGUGAUAUUUCCUUUAGAAAUAUUUUCAAUAAGAAACUGUGGAUUUAAUUUGGAAUUAGUGCCUGGCGAAAAGUAUUUCCUAGUUAACCCGAACUAUCCUAACAAAUAUUCAUCGGCAACUCGCAGUAUAUGGAACCUAAAAACUGUUAAUGGAGCCCAAAUUUUUUUAAGUUGUACAGUUAAUUUGCCUGGGAACAACAAUAUUUGUUAUGGAGACAGGCUUUCCGUAAGUGCUCGUGAAAGUUGGAUUAAUAGGGAGAAAAGGGAUUUUUGUGGCAAUUCAAUGUUUUCCCUGUAUAGCUCUGGAACUGAGCUAUCUGUUGAAUUAUACACAACCUCCAACAGUAUUGGUGGCACUUUUAUAUGUACAGCUACGCCACUUAAAAAGAAUAAUCCUGAUGAGCCACCACAAAAAGAUCCAGAAGACGAUUGUAACUGUGGGUGGAAAUCUUUGGGUAAAAUUGCCGGUGGAGUAGAGACUGGCGUUAAUGAGUUUCCGUUUAUGGCUGCCUUAAUUUACAAUGGCGAACAAUGGUGUGGUACGACGAUCAUUUCUGCGUGGCACACCCUAACUGCCGCUCAUUGUGUCAUUCAACAAAAUCUUCUGGACGUUAAUGACUUGCAAAUCCUUGUCGGGGAUCAUAAUUUAAACACUGGAUCCGAUACUAACCAGAGUGCCAUUUAUAGCGUCAACUCUUUUAUUUACCAUAAUGCCUACGAUCCUCUAAGUUAUGAUAAUGAUAUCGCCAUUUUAACCACAAAGUCUCGGAUAAUAUUUGGGUUUGGAGUUGCGCCAAUUUGCUUACCAUUUAAAUACUCUUAUGACCAUUUUGUAGGGCAGGAGGCAACCUUACUUGGCUGGGGUUUAAGUGAGAUAAGUGGCCAAGACAGUCCCUACUUGCAAAAAGCCAAGGUGGAUAUCGUUUCACCAUCAAUCUGUGCUGAUGAAUGGCGUUCUAAACUGGAUACCCAUGUGAAUAGUGGAAAGAUUUGCACUUUUUCAGAUACUAGUGAUGCCUGUACUAAGGAUUCUGGAGGUCCACUGCUUUGGUACGAUAGUGCCUCAGGAAGAUAUCAACAAAUAGGGAUUAUUUCCACUGGAAUAUCUUGUAAUUCGGCAUUUCCCAGCAUUAAUACUAGAAUUACCGAAUAUUUACAGUGGAUAGUUACACAAACUUCAGGAAUAAGAUACUGCGUUAUAUAAUACUUAUAGAAUCUUAUAUUAAUAAAAUUAUAAGUCUAAGUAAGUUACAAUAUUAUUGCAUUUUAGCAAUAGUUUAUUACAAUGAAUAAAAAUAAUGUAUUUACA
Molecule: messenger RNA, 1485 nt
Organism: Anthonomus grandis grandis
Lineage: Eukaryota; Metazoa; Arthropoda; Insecta; Coleoptera; Curculionidae
Product: venom serine protease-like
Exons: 9
Coding region: 139-1380 (413 amino acids)
Biological process (GO): proteolysis
Molecular function (GO): serine-type endopeptidase activity
Source: RefSeq, a predicted model, not a curated record